GCUUCACCACCGUUCACAUAUACGUUCCAGCGAUAUGCCGGCACUUCCGUGAUUAAUUCUUUAUUAAUGUUUAUCUGAAAAUAAAGAAACGGUGUGUGAAAAGAAAAUUUCGAUCGAACGACCGGAUGCACUCGAAGGAUGUGGUUUAAAUCGCAUGAGGAUGGCUUUUUGAAGUACUUCUUCGUCAGUUCUAUUUUUUCAUGUGCAUUUGUCUAGUUGAAAAAUUACAAUGUAAAGGGGCUAGUGAGGGACCAGUGUAAUUAGUCAUUUAAUGCCUGGAGAGAUUAUAAUAAUAAAUUCUUUUUAACGAUUUUUUUUUAAUCGAGAGACGAAUGUAGAUAAUGCGCCUCAAGCUGAGUGUUUUCGCGGUGCAAUUGGCCCUGAUGACGAGCCAAGUGCAUCCUCAUAGUGCAGUGAGCACUGAGUCCAGCGAGGAAUACCUGAGGAAGGCAAUGAUCGAGCUCCAACAGAUGAAGGACACAGUGCCAACGGUCCCAGUGUUUUUUGGGACUAAACACUUGUUGGCGGGUAAACGGCUGUUAAACACAAAUGCUAAUGCACUGAGGUUUCAACGGCAGGGGAUGCACAAUGCUCAGGAGAUUGUGAGUGCCCCUGCCAACGCUCAGUAUUAUCAGGUACCGGUGAGGGGACAGGGCGCCUCGCCGUUCACCAAGAGUGAGCUUAAUUCCAUUUACAAACAGGCAAUGGAGUCCGGGAAUUCGAUAAGCGUGGACAGCCUGAAGAAUGUCCUGGCUGGUGGACAACUACCGCUGGGAAAUAGUAAUAAUCAAGACGGAAAUGUUAGACCAACUUAUGCGUAUUACUUCUAUCCGUUGAAAUCAUUCACGAGUGACGUAAGGAAUCACAAUGGAAUUGGUGCAUCGGACUUACAGAUGGAGUCAACGAAUCCAUUCCACGAGUCCCAGAAGCAGAUGGUCAUGAAUCCCCUCUUCAUGGCGAUAAGUGGUUUUGUCGGUAUGGCACUGGUAUUCAUGCUGGGUGUGCUAAUAAUGCCCCGUCUAUUUCCCGACUUCAAGUCACGUUUCGUUCACGAUGAAUUGCUGGAUCUAACCAAAACGGUGAGCGACGCAAUCGAGUCAUACAACAAGACAACUACGAUGCGACCGAAGAAGCACUACCGAGAAACAAUAAUAGGAAUUAAAACAAGACCACGCCAAGGUACAUCCGUGAGAAAGCGAAACAAGAUGCGUAAUACUCUCCAGUGAUGUGCCCCCAAGCCCCAGUGAGACUGAAAACUUGAUAAAAUUCAUCGAUUUAUCUCUGCGAAUUUAUUUAUUUCGUUUAUUUAUUUGUAGUUAAUAUUCAUCUUAUUUCUCAUUUCCAAAAAAAAAAGAUUCACUUUACAAAACUCUCCAGCAUUCACACGCGACAACAAUAUUGUAAAAUUACAAUUGUUUCGUCGUUUCA
Molecule: messenger RNA, 1428 nt
Organism: Diachasmimorpha longicaudata
Lineage: Eukaryota; Metazoa; Arthropoda; Insecta; Hymenoptera; Braconidae
Exons: 3
Coding region: 342-1226 (294 amino acids)
Source: RefSeq, a predicted model, not a curated record